GGAUUUGUUCUUGAGAUACUAUCUCUCAGCAGGAAACAACAAAAGAAUCCAACUCGACACCCUCCAGACUCAAUCAACAGCCUCCAGGCAAGCACCGUGGUUUUCGAGCUGAGAUGGAGAUCGUCAAAGGAGAACACCAUCCUUGCGUUUGGAGGUUCGAGGCUGGUUGGUGAAGCUGAGCUUCCUUGGCAAAGUGUCAUGGAGGCGCCAGGAAUGGAAAUUGAGAAAUGGGUUGUUAUGAACCCAAAGAAUGGUAGUCUCCUUGAUGGUGUCAAGGCUCCGUCGGUGAAGAUUGGCAUGAGGGUUAGAGUUCCAGUUGCAAUGGAGACGAAGAAGAAGAAGAAGAAGAAGAACAGCAGAAAUGAGAAGACAAGGAAUGUGAAUUAUGAGUGUGCGUGUCAAAGACACAAUGGUGGCUGCAAUUUUUGUGAAGGAUAUGCUGUUCUUGCCUUAGUGGCUGCUUUCGAAGCAUUAUAA
Molecule: messenger RNA, 477 nt
Organism: Linum tenue
Lineage: Eukaryota; Viridiplantae; Streptophyta; Magnoliopsida; Malpighiales; Linaceae
Source: the annotation of a GenBank genome assembly